AUGGUCUCUCCUGAUUCCAACAUUAUCAUUGUUGGUGGUGGUGUGUUUGGUUUGAGUACAGCCUUGUGGCUGACCCGUGGUGGGUAUAAAAACAUCACAAUUUUCGACCGAUGCGCUUUCGACAAGAAUUAUUAUAACCCAUCAAAUGGCUGUGAUGGGGCGUCCGCGGACAUUAACAAGAUUUUCCGGAUGGCGUAUGGGGAGAAGCACCAGUAUCAAACACUUGCCAUUGAGAGUAGAGACAUGUGGCUCGAGUGGAACAAGGCCAUCCGCGAAAGCGCUCCCUCCGAGCUUCCAGCCGGCCUCAGUCCCGAGGAUCAGCUCCUAUGGAUCUGUGGUGUCUGGUUCCUCGCGGAGGGCCACGAGUUGCGAGACUUCUAUGCGGAGAGUCUUGAGACCAUGAGAAAGACAGCACCUGCCUUCCGGGACGCGCAAUUUGUCCGAGGCAAUGCGGAGGACGAAGAGCGUCUUGGCAAGAUCGACCCAAAAUGGCUCGAGAAAUUCCACAUUAUCGAUAAGAUGAACGACGGCGCGUCUAACGGCUUCUUCGAUAUUAAUGCCGGAGUCAACAUUGCGGACAGGGCUUGUGUUUACGCCCGGUUCCUGUGCGAGAAGGCUGGCGUUAAGUUUGUCCUGGGCGAUCCCCAGGGCAAGCUACAGACCUUGAUCGUCGAGAAGAAUGACCAAGAGAAGAAGGUCACAGGCAUCAAAACAUGUGAUGGGCUGAGCCACUUCGGUGAUCUUGUGAUAGUCGCCUCUGGCGGCUGGACUGCAUCAAUUAUCCCCGAAGCUCAUCGUGCCGUGGAGACCACAGCAGGCACAGUGAUGUUUAUCGAUAUUCCCAAGGAGAGAACAGACCUUUGGGAAAGGUUCAACGUCAAGAAUUUCCCUAUUUGGCACUACCGCAGUGGAGACGGUGAUGAUUACUACCAGGGGAGUGGUUUCCCUAUUAGCAAAGAAGGACGACUCAAGAUUGGCUUCCGUGGUCGCAAAUUCACCAACUUCGAAGAUCAUCCCACGGAACCAAACCUCCGUAUUUCAACUCCGCGAACCAAGUACACCAAGAAUCCCAUCAACACAGUCCCAUUGUAUGGCCUUGAACGCAUGAAGGCUGUCAUUGCCAAAGCAUUCCCUGAGCUGGUGGAGUUUGGAAUUACGGAGAGCAAGCUAUGCUGGUACACCGAUAGCAUUGACACCGAUUACGUCAUCGACUACGUCCCCGGCUAUUCGGAUUCGCUUUUCAUUUGCACUGGUGGCUCUGGACAUGCCUUCAAGUUCCUACCGAUUCUUGGCAGACACGUUAAAAACCAACUAGAGCGUGUUCCUGAUCAGUUCACACCUAUGUGGAAGUGGCGUGUGGCCGAGGAAGGAAAGCCCAGCAACGGGCUAUUGGAGGGAGAGACAGGUCCUAGAGUGUUGAACAAGGUUCAACUGGCUGAUCCUAGUGACUUUAAGUUCUAG
Molecule: messenger RNA, 1461 nt
Organism: Penicillium canariense
Lineage: Eukaryota; Fungi; Ascomycota; Eurotiomycetes; Eurotiales; Aspergillaceae
Product: FAD-dependent oxidoreductase
Exons: 13
Coding region: 1-1461 (486 amino acids)
Molecular function (GO): sarcosine oxidase activity; flavin adenine dinucleotide binding
Source: RefSeq, a predicted model, not a curated record